Molecule: messenger RNA, 1547 nt
Organism: Balearica regulorum gibbericeps (East African grey crowned-crane)
Lineage: Eukaryota; Metazoa; Chordata; Aves; Gruiformes; Gruidae
Source: RefSeq, a predicted model, not a curated record
AUGUUAAUUCUUCUGGAGAGUCUGACUGCCUUUCUAGAAAACAAAUUAGAAAAUAAGAGAGCUCUUCUAGAGAAGAAGCAGAGAAAGAAACGUCUUGAUCCCUUGAUGGUACAGCCAAAUCCUGAGGCAAAGCUGCGUAGGUCAAAGCCCAAAGGGUGUGAGGAGCAGACUCCUUUAGUAGAAACUCCUACCCUUUUCCACAGUGAUGUUAUGUUACAUGGCAUUGAUGGACCAGCUGCUUUCCUGAAAUCAGAAGUGCAAGAUUUGGGGACCAAACUCCAAAGUCUCUCUGCUGGAUCUUCCAAAACAGAAGACAAUGCAGAUCAGGAAAAUGAUGGAGACGCUCUAACAGACACAGCAGGCAAGCCAGAUUUGCAAGAAAUCUUACAGAAACGAGGAAUUUCAGGCAGUUUGAAUUUUGAUGAGGACACAGAAGAGGACGAAGCUAGUAAGAGACUAGAAUCUCAUUCACCGUAUCCUGAAUCUGAGAGGCCUAGCUCUGCAACCAGUGAGAAAUCUUUUGCAGAAACAGGUGCUUCCUGUAGUCCAUCCUCUCAGGCAGAUGCACCGCUGGGAGAAGUAGAGAACUUGGAGGAUUUUGCAUUACGCCCUGCACCCCGUGGUAUUACAGUCAAAUGUCGAAUCACUAGAGAUAAGAAGGGAAUGGACCGGGGCCUCUUCCCUACUUAUUACAUGCAUCUGGAAAGGGAUGACAACAGAAAGACGUUCCUUCUUGCAGGGAGAAAACGAAAAAAGAGCAAAACAUCCAAUUACCUCAUAUCAGUUGACCCAACUGAUUUAUCCCGGGAAGGGGAAAGCUUCAUUGGAAAACUCAGGUCAAACCUCAUGGGAACUAAAUUUACAGUCUAUGACCAUGGAGUUAGCCCAGUCAAGGCACAAGGUCUAGUGGAAAAGGCUCAUACAAGACAGGAGCUUGCAGCUAUUUGUUAUGAAACCAAUGUGUUAGGAUUCAAGGGUCCCAGAAAAAUGUCUGUGAUCAUUCCAGGAAUGAAUAUGAAUCAUAAGCGAAUUCCAAUCCGUCCACGAAAUGAACACGAGAGUCUGCUGUCAAAAUGGCAAAACAAAAAUGUAGAGAACCUCAUUGAGUUGCACAACAAGGCUCCAGUCUGGAACGAUGAUACUCAAUCCUAUGUUUUGAACUUCCAUGGGAGAGUCACUCAAGCCUCAGUGAAGAACUUCCAGAUUGUCCAUGACAAUGACCCUGACUACAUUGUGAUGCAGUUUGGUCGUGUAGCAGAAGAUGUGUUCACUCUGGACUAUAAUUAUCCUCUCUGUGCUCUUCAGGCCUUUGCUAUUGGACUCUCCAGCUUUGAUAGUAAAUUGGCCUGUGAAUGAGAUACAACGGAUUUGAAACAUGGAACUCACUCCCAUCCCUGCAUCUUCUUGUAAGAGUUCCAGGUGGAGUAAUGAAAAGCACAUUGGGGAUGGAAGGGAACUGGAGGACAGACUUCUGCAGGCCUCAGAGCAUUAUGGUAGUUGUCAGCAGACCAUCUUAGGACACAGUCCCAAAAUUGAGCAGUCUCUGU